AUGCUCUUCGGCGUAGCCGUCAUUGUAGCGACUACCUCUGAGUUUCUCAGCUAUACGGUUCAAAAGAACUACACUGCUAUUCUACUCGUACGUGGACUAGUUCUAGGAGGAGCACUAGGGACGUGUUUUACAAUCAGUACGUUGGUUCUUGCAAGUCAUUACCGGAACGAUGUACCGUUGGUUUCUGUACAGUCGGGUUUUGCUGCGUUUGCUGGCGCAGUCGUGUAUACGGUCAUCGCACGCUUUGCUUUCCAAGAUGUUGGUCUUGACGGCGGGUUGGCGUAUGUGUACAGUGGAGGCGUCAUGAGCGCUACGCUACUUUCUGCAUUCCUCCUCCUAGUAGGACUGAAGUCUGAGGAUGAGGAACUUUGGACGCAGAAGUAUAAACUCCAUCUUUGUAUGCCGAAGCGGUUUUUUGAAGACGCAAGAGGUGGUGGGAUGUGGUUCAUACUGGGCUAUAUCCUUGUUUUUGCCGGCGUGUUGAUAUAUCCGGUCUUCAACGUCGUUUUGCUGACGCAGGUGCCUGGGCUUUUCUUUCCCGAUGCGGCGGCGUGUGGGAUACUCGGUAUGUUGGGUGUUGCGGCUGUUUCGGGAUCGGUGGUGGCAAACUUGAGGAGUUUGAAAAAGGUUGGAGCUGUCAACGUUUUUGUUGCUGCUUCGGUACUCGCUGGUGCGAUUUGCCUUGCGCCGGUGCUGUAUCCGCGGCUCUACGUCGUUGUUCUACUCGCUGGGGUAUAUGGUGUCGCGCUUGGUGCGAUACUGUCACUCCAUAUGAUUGUUGCGGCGAUGUUUCUCAGCAAGAAAGUGGAGGGGAGGUGGGAGGAUGAUAUGCCUGCGCGUGUGGCUAUCAUUAUGGCGCUGGCUGGGCUGGGUGCCUUUGGUGGUAUUGUCGGAGCGGCAGCGUUGCUUGAGGGAAACAAGAACGGAGAGAAGGUUGUGAUCAAGGUAGCGGGUGCUUGCAUGAUCGGUGGUGGUGUGUUGAUUGGUUUUGCGAGGAUGUGGCGGUGGAGGUGGAAAGCCACGUUCUAUGCUGUGUAG
Molecule: messenger RNA, 1038 nt
Organism: Alternaria arborescens
Lineage: Eukaryota; Fungi; Ascomycota; Dothideomycetes; Pleosporales; Pleosporaceae
Exons: 1
Coding region: 1-1038 (345 amino acids)
Source: RefSeq, a predicted model, not a curated record